AUGGGAAGAAUCUACUUUCUGAUUUCUUUUGCAAUUGUACUGAUGUCAUAUAACUUGGCUUUCUUAACCAGAACAAUUGCAGGCGUAAAUGCUGACCAAUCUGCUCUUCUUUCUUUAAAGAAGACUAUCACUAUAGAUCCCAAACAAUUAACAGUGAAAAACUGGUCCAUCAAUGCCUCGGUAUGCAGCUGGAUUGGAGUCACCUGCAAUUCACGCCACCACAGAGUUGCAGAGUUGAAUCUUGCAAACAUGGGAUUAACAGGCAGCAUCCCUCCGCAGUUGGGAAACCUAUCCUUUCUAAUUUACCUUAAUCUUAGUGGCAACCGUUUUCAUGGCAAACUUCCAGGAGAGUUAGCUCACUUGCGCAGGUUAAAAUUCAUGGAUUUUAGUGUCAACGAUUUUUCUGGGGGGAUACCAUCAAGUCUUGGUCUAUUACCAAAUCUUGAACAGUUGAUUAUUGCUAACAACUCUUUUGAAGGAGCCAUUCCAUCUUCUCUCUGUAACCUGUCGAGGCUGGAGAUCCUGAACAUGGACUUCAAUUCUCUACAAGAACAGAUUCCAUUAGAUAUCGGCAAUCUUGGUAGCCUAAAAAUUUUGAGCAUGAAAAGCAACAGAAUUUCUGGUUUUUUACCAAGAUCAAUAUCGCAAAUCUCUUCACUGGAAAUCAUGGAUCUUACGAAAAACUUCUUGUCCGGCAAUAUUCCAGAAGACGUGUGCCAUAAUGUAACCAAACUCAGAUUUCUGUUACUCGCAUCUAACAGCCUAAAUGGCCCAAUUCCAUUGGAUAUAUCAGAAUGCACAGAACUUAAAGUGUUGGCCCUGCAAAGUAACAACUUAAAAGGACUCAUUCCAAGACAAAUAGGGAAUCUGACUAUGCUUAAGGUGCUAUAUCUCGACAACAACAUUUUAGAAGGCUUUAUACCCCAGGAGCUGGGAUAUCUUCAGGGAUUGGAAGAACUAAAUUUGGCAUCUAGUAACUUGAGGGGCUCUAUUCCAGACAGCCUCUUCAACAUCUCGAGAUUAAGAAAGUUAAAUCUCGUCAGUAAUUCCCUUUCAGGCUCUCUUCCAUCAAGUAUAGGCAAUAACAUGCCUAAUCUUGAAAUUCUCUUUAUUGACCUAAAUAACCUCACAGGACCUAUCCCCGAUUCUAUUUCAAAUUCUUCGAAACUAAUGUUCCUAGACCUUUCUGGUAAUCAGUUUACCGGUCCAAUUCCCGGUAGUCUUGGUAACCUAAGAUUCCUCCAAUCUCUCUCCCUCAGUGAGAACAAUUUGGAAGCUGAUCAAGAGCUGAGCUUCAUCACUUCCUUGACCAGAUGUAGAUAUCUAAGAGAAAUUUCGGUUGGUCUUAAUCCUCUUAAUGGCAUCCUUCCAGAAUCCAUUGGGAACAUCUCUAAUCUUGAUUUCUUUGAGGCAAGUUAUUGUGAACUUAAGGGUGGCAUACCAAAACAGAUAAGCAACUUGAGCAACUUGAUACUAAUAAGUUUAUCUCACAAUGAUUUGAGUGGAUUUAUUCCAUAUGAAUUCAAUGGUUUGCAGCAGCUGCAGGGAUUAUAUUGUCAGUUCAACAACAUAGGAGGAAUAAUUCCAACGAGUCUUUGUCAUUUGCCUAACUUGUUUGCAUUGUCGUUGGUGGGUAAUCAAAUUCUUGGAGCAUUGCCUGAAUGCAUAGGCAAUGUUACUUCUCUAAGACAUCUUUUUCUUGGUUCCAACAAAUUAACAUCUAGCAUACCUGCAAGCCUUUGGAAUCUUAAAAAUAUCCUGUAUUUCAAUCUGACCUCAAAUCUCUUGAAUGGAUCCCUACCACCUGAAGUUGCAAGAUUACAGGCUGCAAUUCAAUUAGAUCUAUCGCAGAAUCAGUUCUCAGGCCAUAUUCCAAGUACAAUAACUGAGAUGCCAAACUUGAUCAAUCUGUCCUUGGCUGAUAAUAAAUUUGAAGGAAAUAUUCCAGACUCAAUGGGGAAAUUGAUUAGUUUAGAAAUUCUGGAUCUAUCCAACAACAGUCUCACUGGCAUGAUCCCAAAGUCACUCGAGGCCCUUCAACAUCUAAUGUAUUUCAACGUAUCGUUCAACAAAUUUAGUGGCGAAAUUCCAAGUGGAGGACCCUUCGAGAAUUUCACUUACCUUUCUUUUAUGUCAAAUGAAGCCAUUUGUGGUAAACCUCAAUUCCAUGUCCAACCUUGUCGAGCAGUCACCUUGGUCAUCAUACUUCUGUGGUUAAGAUACCGAAGAAGACAGGUUCAAGGUCAAGCUGAUUCAAUACCUGCUAAUAUGCUUCAAAGAAUUUCAUUCUAUCAGCUUCAACAAGCAACUGAUGGGUUUAAUGAUAGAAACUUGCUUGGCAAAGGAAGUUUUGGAUCUGUUUUCAAGGGGUCAUUUACUGAUGGGACAAUUGUUGCCAUAAAAGUGUUUCAUUUGCAAAUGGAGGGUGCAUUCAAGAGUUUUGAAAUAGAGUGUGAAGUGUUAAGAAACCUUCGUCACCGGAAUCUCACCAAAGUUAUCAGCAGUUGCUCCAAUCUUGAUUUUAAGGCUUUAGUCCUUGAGUACAUGCCUAAUGGGAGCCUAGAAGAGUGGUUGCAUUCUGAUGGUCAUUCCUUGGAUAUUAUUCAGAGAUUGAACAUUAUAACAGAUGUAGCACAUGCAAUUGGGUAUCUCCACCAUGGUUACUCAACCCCGGUGGUUCACUGUGACUUGAAGCCUAGCAAUGUCUUGCUAGAUCACAAUCUGGUUGGACAUGUGAGCGAUUUUGGCAUUGCGAAACUUUUAGGUGAGGAAGAAACUAUUUGGCAUACCACGACCCUAGCUACAUUUGGUUAUAUGGCACCAGAAUAUGGAGCGGAAGGAAUUGUUACAACAAGAUGUGAUGUUUAUAGUUAUGGCAUUAUGUUGAUGGAGACUUUUACAAGUAGGCGGCCCACUGAUGAAAUGUUUUCAGAAGGUUCAAGCCUGAGGAAUUGGGUUACUAAUUCAGUUCCAAAUGCCAUAGAUCAGGUUGUAGAUACCAACUUACUAAGUGCAGAGGAAACACACAUAAGUGAAAAGAUAAAAUGUAUAUCAUCCAUUAUGAACAUGGCUGUAAAUUGUUCGGCAGAAUCUCCUGAAAACAGGCCAAGCAUGAAAGAUGUCGUCUCAUCACUGGAGAAGAUUAAAGUCCAGCUCCUUAAAUAUUGA
Molecule: messenger RNA, 3168 nt
Organism: Fraxinus pennsylvanica
Lineage: Eukaryota; Viridiplantae; Streptophyta; Magnoliopsida; Lamiales; Oleaceae
Source: the annotation of a GenBank genome assembly